This is a messenger RNA of Mus musculus (house mouse), 9652 nucleotides long. It is a transcript of the gene Nsd3, whose product is annotated as nuclear receptor binding SET domain protein 3. The record is from RefSeq and is marked reviewed. Lineage: Eukaryota; Metazoa; Chordata; Mammalia; Rodentia; Muridae. Gene Ontology annotation, molecular function: histone H3K27 methyltransferase activity; histone H3K4 methyltransferase activity; histone methyltransferase activity. Gene Ontology annotation, cellular component: nucleus; chromosome. Gene Ontology annotation, biological process: negative regulation of DNA-templated transcription; chromatin remodeling. The transcript has 23 exons. Bases 45 to 4385 code for a protein of 1446 amino acids.
GCUCGAUGAGAGAAAGGGAAAGUUAAGGAUGCUGGAGCAGAACAAUGGAUUUCUCUUUCUCUUUCAUGCAAGGGAUCAUGGGAAACACAAUUCAGCAACCACCUCAACUCAUUGACUCGGCCAACAUCCGCCAGGAGGAUGCCUUUGAUAACCACAGUGACAUUGUUGAAGAUGGUGGCCCGACACCCUUUGAAGCUACUUUGCAACAAGGUUUUCAAUAUCCACCUACAACAGAAGACCUUCCUCCGCUCACAAAUGGCUACCCACCAUCAAUCAGCUUGUAUGAAACUCAAACCAAAUACCCGCCAUAUAAUCAGUAUCCCAAUGGGUCAGCCAACGGUUUUGGUGCAGUUAGAAACUUUAGCCCUACUGACUAUUACCAUUCAGAAAUUCCAAACACAAGACCACAUGAAAUUCUGGAAAAACCUUCUCCUCCUCAGCCACCUCCUCUUCCUCCUCCUCCUCCUCCUCCUCCUCCUCCUCCUUCGGUACCACAAACUGUGAUUCCAAAGAAGACAGGCUCACCCGAGAUUAAACUAAAAAUAACCAAAACUAUCCAGAAUGGCAGGGAAUUGUUUGAGUCUUCCCUUUGUGGAGACCUCUUAAAUGAAGUACAGGCAAGCGAGCACACAAAGUCUAAGCAUGAAAGCAGAAAGGAAAAGAGGAAAAAGAGCAACAGACACGAGUCAUCUCGAUCCGAAGAGCGGAGGUCACACAAGAUUCCCAAGCUAGAGCCGGAGGGACAGAAUAGACCAAAUGAGAGGGUGGACACUGCACCAGAGAAGCCAAGAGAAGAGCCAGUGCUCAAAGAGGCCAUCCCGGUUCAGCCAAUACUGUCUUCUGUUCCAACAACAGAAACAUCCACUGGUGUUAAGUUCCAGGUUGGUGAUCUUGUUUGGUCCAAGGUGGGAACCUACCCUUGGUGGCCUUGUAUGGUUUCAAGUGAUCCCCAGCUUGAGGUCCAUUCCAAAAUUAACACAAGAGGUGCCCGGGAAUAUCAUGUCCAAUUUUUUAGCAACCAGCCAGAGAGGGCAUGGGUUCAUGAGAAACGGGUACGGGAAUACAAAGGUCAUGAACAGUAUGAAGAGUUACUAGCCGAGGCAGCCAAGCAAGCCAGCAAUCAUUCUGAAAAGCAAAAGAUUCGGAAACCCCGACCUCAGAGAGAACGUGCCCAAUGGGACAUUGGCAUUGCUCAUGCAGAGAAAGCAUUGAAAAUGACUCGGGAGGAAAGAGUAGAGCAGUACACUUUCAUCUACAUUGAUAAGCAGCCAGAAGAGGCUUCGUCCCAAGCAAAGAAGAAUGUUACCUCUAAGACGGAAGUCAAGAAACCCCGAAGACCAAGAUCUGUGCUGAACAGUCAGCCAGAACAGACCAAUGCUGGGGAGGUGGCCUCCUCACAAUCAAGUACUGACCUUCGAAGGCAGAGCCAGAGGCGGCAUACUAGCUUGGAAGAGGAAGAGCCACCUCCUGUUAAAAUCGCCUGGAAAACAGCAGCCGCAAGGAAGUCCUUACCAGCCUCCAUCACAAUGCACAAAGGGAGCCUAGAUUUGCAGAAGUGUAAUAUGUCUCCAGUUGUGAAAAUUGAACAAGUGUUUGCUCUCCAGAAUGCAACAGGAGAUGGGAAGUUUAUUGAUCAGUUUGUUUAUUCAACGAAGGGUAUUGGUAACAAAACAGAAAUAAGUGUCAGGGGGCAAGACAGGCUUAUAAUCUCUUCACCAAGUCAGAGAAGUGAAAAGCCGGCUCAGAGCGCGUCAUCUCCGGAGGCAACAUCUGGUUCUGCAGGCCCAGUAGAGAAGAAGCAGCAGAGAAGAUCCAUCAGGACUCGAUCUGAGUCAGAGAAGUCCGCCGAGGUUGUGCCAAAGAAGAAGAUCAAAAAGGAGCAGGUUGAGACAGCUCCCCAGGCCUCCCUGAAGACCGGGUUACAGAAAGGUGCCAGCGAGAUUUCAGAUUCCUGUAAGCCCCUAAAGAAAAGGAGUCGCGCCUCAACGGAUGUAGAGACGGCUAGUUGCACGUACAGAGACACAUCUGACUCCGAUUCUAGAGGACUGAGUGACGGGCAGGUAGGCUUUGGCAAACAAGUAGAUAGCCCGUCAGCUACUGCUGACGCAGAUGCUUCUGACGCGCAGUCGGUGGACUCGAGUCUGUCACGGAGAGGUGUCGGCACGAGUAAGAAGGACACUGUGUGUCAGGUCUGUGAGAAGGCUGGCGACUGCCUUGUUGCUUGUGAGGGGGAGUGCUGCCGACACUUUCACGUGGAGUGCUUGGGACUGACUGCAGUCCCUGAGGGCCACUUCACCUGUGAGGAGUGUGAGACUGGACAGCACCCAUGUUUUUCAUGUAAAGUGUCUGGUAAGGAUGUGAAACGUUGUUCUGUUAGUGUCUGUGGAAAGUUUUAUCAUGAAGCCUGUGUCCGCAAAUUCCCCACUGCCAUCUUUGAGUCAAAAGGAUUCCGCUGUCCCCAGCACUGUUGCUCUUCCUGCUCUAUGGAGAAAGACAUCCACAAAGCAAGUAAAGGCCGCAUGAUGAGGUGUCUGAGAUGCCCGGUCGCCUAUCACGUUGGAGAUGCGUGUGUCGCUGCUGGAAGUGUAUCUGUGUCCUCGCACAUUCUCAUCUGUAGUAACCAUUCCAAGCGGAGUAGUCAGUCUGCUGCUAUAAACGUAGGCUUUUGUUUCGUUUGUGCCAGAGGGCUGAUAGUUCAGGACCAUUCAGACCCCAUGUUCAGUUCCUAUGCCUAUAAAUCCCACUACCUACUGAGUGAAUCAAACCGUGCUGAGUUGAUGAAAUUACCUAUGAUUCCUUCUUCGUCAGCUUCCAAAAAGAGAUGUGAGAAAGGUGGAAGAUUGCUCUGCUGUGAAUCGUGCCCUGCUUCCUUCCACCCAGAAUGCCUGAGCAUAGACAUGCCAGAAGGCUGCUGGAAUUGCAAUGACUGUAAAGCUGGCAAGAAACUGCAUUACAAACAGAUUGUUUGGGUCAAAUUGGGAAAUUACAGAUGGUGGCCUGCAGAGAUUUGCAGUCCCAGGUCUGUGCCGCUGAACAUCCAGGGCCUUAAGCAUGACUUGGGGGACUUCCCCGUGUUCUUCUUUGGUUCUCACGACUACUACUGGGUUCACCAAGGCAGAGUGUUCCCUUACGUUGAAGGAGACAAACACUUUGCAGAGGGACAGACUAGCAUUAACAAGACCUUCAAAAAAGCACUGGAAGAAGCUGCAAAACGUUUCCAGGAGCUGAAAGCCCAGCGUGAAAGCAAGGAGGCUUUGGAGAUGGAGAGGACCUCCAGGAAACCCCCUCCCUACAAGCACAUCAAGGCCAACAAAGUCAUAGGGAAGGUGCAGGUCCAGGUGGCUGACCUGUCGGAGAUCCCCCGCUGUAACUGCAAGCCUGGUGAUGAGAACCCGUGUGGCCUGGAGUCGCAGUGUCUGAACAGGAUGUCACAGUAUGAGUGUCACCCGCAGGUGUGUCCUGCUGGGGACCGCUGUCAGAACCAGUGCUUUACAAAGAGGCUGUACCCCGAUGCAGAGGUCAUCAAGACCGAGCGGCGAGGAUGGGGCCUCAGAACCAAAAGAAGCAUCAAAAAGGGGGAAUUUGUAAACGAGUAUGUCGGUGAAUUAAUUGAUGAAGAAGAGUGCAGACUCCGAAUCAAGCGAGCCCACGAGAACAGUGUAACUAAUUUUUAUAUGUUAACUGUUACCAAGGACCGUAUAAUUGAUGCUGGACCAAAGGGAAAUUAUUCUCGUUUCAUGAACCACAGUUGUAAUCCAAACUGUGAGACACAGAAGUGGACUGUAAAUGGAGACGUUCGAGUUGGACUAUUUGCUCUUUGUGACAUUCCUGCAGGGAUGGAGUUAACGUUUAACUAUAACUUGGACUGUCUGGGCAACGGCAGGACAGUGUGCCACUGCGGAGCAGACAACUGUAGUGGAUUUCUAGGAGUGCGGCCAAAGUCUGCAUGCACAUCAGCAGUUGACGAGAAGACAAAAAAUGCCAAGUUGAAGAAGAGGCGGAAAGUCAAAGCGGAGGCAAAGCCAAUCCAUGAGGAUUAUUGUUUUCAGUGUGGGGAUGGUGGAGAACUGGUCAUGUGUGACAAGAAAGACUGUCCCAAAGCUUACCACCUCCUAUGCCUUAACCUGACUCAGCCACCCCACGGAAAGUGGGAGUGCCCGUGGCAUCGGUGUGACGAGUGUGGCAGUGUAGCCGUUUCCUUCUGUGAAUUCUGUCCACACUCAUUCUGUAAGGCUCAUGGAAAAGGGGCUCUGGUGCCCUCUGCACUAGAAGGUCGUCUCUGCUGCUCCAGCCACGACCCUGCAUCUCCUGUGUCACCAGAAUACUGGAGCAAGAUCAGAUGUAAAUGGGAAUCCCAAGAUAGUGGAGAAGAAGUAAAGGAGUGAGCGGUGGUGACCUCCUCCCACUGCUCUCAGUAAAGAGGCGCAGAGAGGCCACGCCUGCCCUGCCCUGCCGUCAGUCCGCCUUGACGGAGAUGGGCGCCAGCUCACACAGGCUAAAGCACUUGCUGGUGUCUGGGUUUUCUAUUUUGUUGUUUGGGGGAUAAUUUUGUGGACAGCAAAAUUCCCUUGGUCUCUUCUUGCCUUUCAUUGUGCUUCAGUGUCUUUGCAAUCAGCAAAAGAGGUGUCCUUGUUUUUAGAGUUGAGAGAGAGAAAAUUAAAAGAAAGUUUUGUCUAUACGAUCAGUGUAAAGCCUAAGAUGUACUCCCGGGUUAUGUAAAGUGAAAGUAGUCAUUCCUGUAUUUAUUUUCAUUUUUAGGUAUUCUGAGAAGUGUAGUUCAAACAAUCUAACCUCCAUGAGUGCUCGUGCGUGUACGUGCGCGUGUGCGUGUGUGUGCAAGCGUGCAUGACUGUCACCUUUAUAUACCUCUUUCCUGAGCCAUAGAGUGGCUAACUUCUCUUUCCUUUUUCCCGGGCCUUUUCUCGGGUCAGAGAAGGCUCUCAGCAAGUAUUCAGACUGGCCUCUUGAAAACAAACUCCUUGACAGCAUUUACCUCUGUGGUCUUAAACUGGGUGGGCUUCAUGGUGCGCCAACUCUACGUAGAAAUAUCUUAGAGGGACAAGGAGUGAGUGCAUUCUACUCAUUGUGAUUUUCUGAAACAUUUGAGGGAUGUGAAUACAUAGGGGAAUGCUCAUUCCUGCUGUCCUGACCACUGGCAAGAGGCUAAAGAAAGAUAAGGCACAGACCAAACAUUGGAUCAUAUAUGCACCAUUUUCUGACCAAUUUAAUGUAGACUCCAGUCUAACCUGGAAUUUAAGGGCAUUUUAUUUUCUGUCUUUCCCUCUGCCAAUCAUGUUUCCUUUGCCAGCUGGGUCACUCAGUCAUGUUUCCUGGUAAAGCUAUAUAACUGAAUCUGAAUUAUAUGAAAUAGACUUUUUCAGUUGAUUUCCUAACUUAGGGAUGAUGCAAGUGGACAGAAACAUCCCUAAGUUAUAUGUGAACCAUUUCUACUUAGUAUUAUGCAAUACUUAAGACUGUCCCCAUUGCAUAAGGGGAAGAACUUGCUCUUUUACAGGGUAUGUAGGAGCCACAGAGAUGCUCCAUGUAGAAAGCACUUGAAACCGCCCCCCACAAAGUCAGUGUUUGCAAACAUGGCUGUGAGGUUUGAAUAGUACAGACCCAAGCAUACCAAGGCGUCGGCCCGCAGAAUUCACUUGCAUCUAGCACUUAGGAUCUAGUCCAGUAUUACUUGUGUGAAAUCAUGUCAGACAUGGUAACAUUAGACUAAAUAAAAAUCUAGUGUUACCAUGAAAUAUGAACUUCCUCAGUGUGUUUCAACUGCUUACUGGAGGUACCCAGUAGGCUCUCUUCUCCUCAAGAACCUAUACUUUACUAACGUAGGGCACGAGAUGCUCUAUGACACCCUGUAGUUAUGUUAGGUGCGUUUGUCCUUUUUUUAGUUUUUUACAAAUCAAUUCAGACCUCAUCUCUGGACAAAAGAAAGAGCAAUUUUGUGCCUCUUUUUUUUAAAUAUAUAUAAAUGUGCAAUUUAUAGGCAACAGACACUACAGUUCCUCUCUAAGCUCCUGAACUGCCAUUUACCUAGUCUAGCACUUGUGGUAAUCCCGCUGGCUAGACAAGCUCCUGUGAGGAGGGAGACAGGACGGUACCCAGCACCCAGUGCAGUCCCUACGACCGACUCGAACGAAGCACAGCCCACGCAAACACUAAACUCUCUGCUCUUGAGCAAUUAUGAAGUUUGAUGUCCUUUAAAACAAUAAUGUAAGAGUAUCUGGGUUUUGUCAUAUUAAAUUUUAUUUUAUACAGACAUAACAUUUUUUAAACUUGUUGAUAAGCGACUUCCUUUGAUAUUCCAAAUGUAACCCUCAUGAGAACAAUGUCCGAUAUGAGAUUGUAUCUUGUUUCCUUUUUGACCUCGUGCUUUUUAGUAUCUGAUAACUUUUAUAGAGUAAGCCCCAGGGUUCAUCAUGUAUUUAUAAAUACCCUACCCUGACCUAUCUCUCUCCUGCUUCUCUGCUAUGGCUCGCUUGUUUUUAUAUCUAUAAAAGGACUUUGCACUUUUCAGAUCUUUUCCUACUAGAUGACUAACAGGCUUGCUCUCAGAAGCCUGCCUGCUCCAAGCCAAGUGCAAGGGCGACUGCCUGUGCCAUCAUCGCAGCCUGGGUCUUAGAACUGAGGGUUAGGAAGCAGAACGUUGGCUGACUGGUGUAAGUAUACGUACACCGUCGGUCGUUUCAUGUCCUGUGUCAGUGACAUUGCAAGGCACUGUGCUUACUCGGAGCCUGAAGCUGCUUGGUGGUAGCUUUUCAAUAUGGUUUAGGUAUACAGCAUUUGUGGUUGAUUUUAUUCAGCCCAGAAAUAAAGGACUCAAAGCAGCAUGGGAUACUAGUGGUAUUUCCUAACCUCAGGAGGAAGAUGAGAGUUCUGGUUAUCAGUGGAAAGCUUUAGAAAUUGGGCUGGAAAGAGCUAGAGAUGAUAGCACGAGACCAUCACAAGCACUGUGCCUUGUAGGUGUCGCUGGGCCGCCAGGGUAGCUGCCUGUGUCUGGCCAAGCAGGAUGGGACCAGUGCUCGUCACUGCCAGUGUGCUGCAGUAACCUCUGAUUUCAGUCUCCAGUCAGGGUGGGGAUCAGAGUGGAGUAGGUUUUAUCUUCACUUUUGCUUUGCAAGCCCUACCUACUCUUAUUUUAAUUCUCAAAAAUUACCUUUCCUAAGCUGUAGAAUAGACUUGAGUUUUCUGUGCGUUAUAUAAAUAACAUAUAUAUAUAUAUAAAUAUAAAAUGUUUUAUAUAUAUAAGUGGUGUGUGUGUGUGUGUGUGUGUGUGUGUGUGUGUGUGUGUGUGUACACAUACAUACUGAGUUAGGAAGUAUUUGAAACUAAAGAGAUAAUAAGGGCCUGCAGCCCACUGCUUCUGUCAGUGUCUCCCACUGCAGUGUUUGCGGAAGUGUGUGUAACUAAUAUGGAUCUGAGAUACUGAGGGUCUGUCUGCUCAUGUGAAAUACUCGGCUGGACUGGUAGGCAGCUUUUAUGCAGUGGCUUCUUUUUUGAGUACUUUCUUACUGUUUCGGGUCAAAGCCAGACUACAGUUUGAAGUCCUCCCAUUAUCUGUUCAGAACAUAGACCCGGCUCUCCAAGACCUGCCGCUAAUCUUGUCAAAACAACACUCCUCUUGCAGCACUUCCCCACGGAGCUAAAAUGCUGCCAACCACAUGCCAUGCCCUAAUGGGAGAGGGAGACAAAUUGCCUCAGUCUCCCUGAGCGUGAGCAGCGUAUGGUCUUUAUGUUUCUCAAGGCACUGCUUCAUUUCUAGACUUGAAUUGCUUUUCACGUGGCUGUUGCAUCUGACCAUCCCGGACUCUGCCAGGCUGCUAAGGGCAGCGUGGAAGUGAUCGGAUGGCAAGGUCCUCAGGAAGGACCGCCCACACUUGGUCUUUGCUUAUUUGUAACAGAAUGGUUGGUUACGGAAAGGUCUGGUCCCUCCUUGGAUGGACGAAGGGAUCCGUGUAGGCAGCUUUGCAGUGGAUUGUUGUAUGGACUGAGGUGUCACAGUUUUCACCUUGGGUGGGGGAAUGGGAAUGUGGGGAGAAAGGGAGGGAAAGGUACAGUGCAGUUCCCCUAACACCGAGACCCCCCCACCCCAUUUGAAUUCAGGCUCUUCAAUUCCUUGGGACUUCAGAUUCUCAUUUUAUAUUUUACAGUUUUAAAAUUAAGACAUGGAAAGCAUCAUGUUGUAUACUGUCAGAUAUGCAGUCCUCCCGACGGGAGCACGGGCAUCUUAGGUUUCUUGGCACCUUUGAGGUCGGAGCUCGUGCAUGUUGAGAAAUGAUUUCCCUGCGUCUUUGUUUUGCCUUUUUCUCCUUUCCUUGCCUCACCCCUGGGUAGCUGGUCUUUCUGUUUAACAUAUGCUUGUGUGGGGGGAAGAGGGCGCACUUAUGUUAUACUCCUAAAAUGCUAUGUAUAACCUUUGUUUCAAAAACCCAUUUCCACUGGGCAUGGUUGCACACGCCUUUAAUCCUAGCACUCCAGAAGCAGAGGCAGGAGGAUCUCCGAGAGUUCAAGGCCUACCUAACGCUUCCCAGCCAGCCAGGACUAUGUAGAGAGACCCUGUCUCAAAAAGGGGGGGAAAAUCAAUUGUUUGGCUUUUGUCAAUCCAUUGCAAAAGUGGCAGAUGUGAGCGCUUGUAUUUGUGUAUGGGGGAGGGGGGAGAAAAGUAUUGUUUGUCCUUCAGUAGGCUCUGAAAGUCAUUGACUUGUAAGUUCAAGGGAAAAUAGAAGUUGCCAAAGUCAGUAUUCGGUCCUUGGUUUUCUUGUGACUUCACUGCGUCCGUUAAGGGACGAGAAGCCUUCCUUACCUGCUGACUGAGCCUUGCUCUGUGCAGAUGGCUUUCAAGUAUCUGCCAUUUUGCCUCAACAGGGAAUUCUUGUCAGUUAAAGGGAAUGAGGGAAUUACACUUUUGUUAUCAAUUAACAUCUCAUUUUUUGUACCCUAUGGUAAGUAACUGUAUUGCCGCUAAUAACCAAGUUGCUAACUGAUUACAGCUGGCUAAAAAGUUCUUUUUAUAUACAAAGAUUUGUGUAUUUUCAACUGCUAUGGCAAAUUCAUUUGUGUCCAUUUAAAUAUUACACAAUAAACACAUAUCUGCAGAUCCCACCCUCACCUUGUGUUCUUUGAAUAAAGUUCUUGAUAGAUUGUUUACAUCUGUAUUUACCUGUAAUGAACGCUGUAGACCUGUGAAAUAUCAAAGUGUCAACAUCCAUUAGUCAGUCUCUUUAGUUUCUGUGACUUGGCGCUCCUAACACUAAGGGGUUAGUGUUAAUGUUCCCCAGGGGUAUUCUACUAGGGCAUUACUGUUUAAUGACUUCAAAAUAUAGUUUAAGGAUUUUGUUUAUUGACCAAUGUCUUAUUGCAAAGUAUGAGCCUACCAUCUUAGUUAACCUGUACAUAUCUGUUAACUAGUGUAGUGUAUGUGAGAUUGCCUGUAACAUUUGAGCUUCUUACUGAUGUGUGCUGGUGGGACAGGUUUUGUACAUUGUAUUUACUGGAAUCCUGCCUUUUUAACUUACAGAUACUUUAGAAUUCAAAUAUGUUUUCUGCUUCUGUAAGAAUGUGGGAAAGCUUUUAAUGGCAUUCCAUUGAUUUCAGGUCUUGCUUGAGGUUGACUUUAAUAAAUUGUCCUGUAUGGUCUACUUAA